Molecule: messenger RNA, 1710 nt
Organism: Ipomoea nil (Japanese morning glory)
Lineage: Eukaryota; Viridiplantae; Streptophyta; Magnoliopsida; Solanales; Convolvulaceae
Product: exopolygalacturonase clone GBGE184-like
Exons: 5
Coding region: 74-1267 (397 amino acids)
Biological process (GO): carbohydrate metabolic process
Molecular function (GO): polygalacturonase activity
Source: RefSeq, a predicted model, not a curated record
UCGGAUUCUUCAUAGCCUAAAACAACCGUCGGAUCGUCGUCACUCGUCAACCCUUUCCCGGAAGGCCACUCCCAUGGCCAUCAAGGUUGGAAUUCUGUUGUUCCUCGUAUGUUCCACCUUGAUCCCAAUCGGCCGUGGCCUUGCCGAGACUGUCGUUGACGUGACCAAGUUUGGGGCUAAACCCAAUGGCAAAGUAGAUUCCUCAAUGGAAAUGAUAAGGGCAUGGAAUAAAGCUUGCAAGUCACCGGGGCCGUCGGCGAAGCUUCUAAUUCCCCGAGGGAAGUUCAGGACAGGAGAAGUGAUCUUCCAGGGACCCUGCACCGCUAAUAAGCGCGUCACCGUUGAAAUUCAGGGAACUCUUAUAGCGGACACUGACCUCAGCGUCUACACUUCCGACUACUGGAUCUCGUUCGAACAUGUGGAUAAUGUGGUGGUCACCGGCGGCGGAACUAUCAACGGCCGUGGCCAGGCUACCUGGAAAUAUGCCGCCGGCGACACAAUUCAGAACGCCCCUCUUCUCCCUGUCUCUAUGUUGUUCCAAAGCGUGCGGCAUUCUGCCGUGCACCAUCUCAACUUCGUGAACAGCAUGGGAUUCCACAUGAAGGUGACGGACAGCUCGGGGAUCAACGUUUCCCAUCUUCACAUAACCGCGCCAAAGAACAGCCCCAACACUGACGGCAUACAUAUCAGCGAGACCACCCACAUUAACAUUACCGACUCCGUUAUCAAGACCGGCGACGACUGCGUUUCCAUAGGUGACGGAAACACCAACGUUAUUGUCUCCAAGAUCAAAUGCGGCCCCGGACAUGGCAUCAGUAUUGGAAGCAUCGGCAAACGGGCAGAUGAGAAGUCCGUUAAAGGAGUGAGAGUGAGUGAUUGCACGCUAACAGGCACAACAAACGGCGCAAGAAUCAAAACUUACCGGGCAUCACCCAAGCUCCAAGUGUCUAACAUUAUUUUUGAGAAUUUAAUCUUGAAGAAUGUUAAAAGGCCAAUUAUCAUCGAUCAAGACUACAACUCCAAGAACAGAAUACAGCCAUCGAACGUGAAGAUCCGAGAUGUUCAUUUCAGGAACAUAAGGGGAACCACUUCAAGUAAAAAUGCAGUUACGCUGACAUGCAGCAAAUCCAAUCCCUGUGAGGGCAUUGAAUUUGCCAACAUUGACAUUGCGCCGACUCCCAAAGUCCGCGGACUUCUUCCGGUUUCGUGCGUCAAUGCCAAGCCAAUCUUCAAGGGCAAAGUGAAGCCCGCUCGUUGCCGUUGUUAAUCGCACGUACAUGUAAUCCGGCCGGCUCCAGCCAGAACAUACGUACGAGGAAACCAAACAUGAACACUACGUAUCGAUCAUCGAUCAGCAACGUGCGUGCAAUAUAAUGCUCGAUCAUAUCCGAUCCUUAACAUAACCAUAAUGCUUCAAUUCCGGCCUUGAAAUUAAAGUUAGAAUGUAUUCUCCGUGUUAAUAAAUUAAAUUUCCUUCAAUUCAUCAUUCAUAUUUGGCAGGAUUAAUUAUUUGCACUUAUGUUUUGUAGGGGUGUGUAAACUGUAAUUAGCUAAGUAAUGGACCAUUUGUAGGGGCUUGUAAUUAAUUAGCUAAGUAAUUGACCAUCUAUAACUGAACCACAGCAAAUUUUCAAUUUUCAAUUUUUGGUUCGGUAUAUGUUAUGUAGUUCGUUCUAAACAAAAAUUGUCAUAGAUCAUUCCAAUUUUUGA